Messenger RNA from Phyllotreta striolata, 1312 nucleotides. Lineage: Eukaryota; Metazoa; Arthropoda; Insecta; Coleoptera; Chrysomelidae. The record is from the annotation of a GenBank genome assembly.
AUUCGAAACAUCAAAAUUAUAAUAAUGACAAGUAAUGGUUCUUAAAUAAAAUUUCAAAUGAUAUCAGGAGCAGGAUAUCAGGAAAGAAACACUAGAAAUUUAACCGAAAAGUCGAUCAGACAUAUAAAAUGCGACGACGUAAGGGUCCUGUUCUCCAUCUUCGAAUUCAAACAAGAAAUCGGCCAUGGAAGUUUCGGUCUGGUUGUUGAAGCUAUAGAAAAGUCCAAUUCACACCAUUACGCCAUUAAAAUCGUGAAUAAGUUUACUCGCAAACGUGCAUCACGUUUCCAGAUGUCGUUGAGAUUGGACGAAAUUUAUCGAGAAAUAAAAAUUCUUAAAGCCGUCAACCAUCCGAAUAUCGUCAUAUUGCACAGGGUGUACGAGACCAGCAGGAAAAUCUACAUGGUGUUCGAGUUGUGCCACGAAAAUCUCUUCGAUCGAUUCAAAACCGACAAUCCGUUUUCGGACAAAGUCGUCAGAAAAAUCACCAAGCAAUUAGUCGACGCCGUUUAUUAUCUACACAAACAUGACAUAGUCCAUAGGGAUAUUAAAAUGGAGAAUAUCCUCUUUACUACGAAUCCCGAUGAUCCCACAGAUACUUACUUCAUCAAACUGACCGAUUUCGGAUUGAGCGUGAAAAAAUUGUCAACGGGCAUACAAGGCAUGCUUAGAGAUAGAGUCGGAACGAUCAUUUACAUGGCUCCAGAAAUCCUUCUGGAAUGCACGUACAGUGAACUAUGCGACAUCUGGUCCGUUGGGGUCAUCCUAUACACGAUGAUGUACGGCAAAUACCCGUUUACAGCGUCCAACAACAAGGACCUGGCCGCGAAAAUCAUCACCCACGAGCCGGAGUUUCCCACCAAGCUGUUGGACCUCAAUUGCGUGAAUCUGAUGAAGGCCGCGCUGGUGAAGGACCCCGUCAGCAGGAUAACGGCCUCGGAGAUGAUGAAGAACCCCUGGCUGUCGGAUAAUAAGAUGGACAGGAUAUGGAAGAAGGAAACGGUGAUCGAUUACAUGACCUUGUGGAAGGAGGAGAUGUUGUUGCCAGGUCAGGAAUCGGAUUGGGUGUCUGAUUACAGCGGUGUGCUGACCGAAGGUGGUUCUGAUAUCCCGAUAAUGUAAUUAAAAAAGUGAGAAACCGCCAAUUUGAGGCGGUUGUUGUACAGUUAGGUAAUCCAGCAAAUGUCUACACAAUGGAUGUGGUGUUUUUAACCGAGAGCUAUGUCGUAAUUUCGUAUUCAGGAAACCAAAAAUUUAUUAUUGUUAUAAAAAGGCAAAUAAAAUACGUUGCAUCUAAAGUUUUACGAUAGAA